AUGUUGCGCGUUCAAUCCGAUUGCCAUGCGAUUGUCCUGGGGGAAAUGCCGCCAUCGCCCCUAACGGAAAAUUCUUCGAUGAUGCAGAUUCUGAAACUCAUGCAGCAGCAAAUGACGCAGCAGCAGAAUAUUUUGGCACAGCUGAUGCAGCACCAAGGAUCGGGUUCAGGCCAAAAUUCACUCACAUCGCCCGAACAAAUUCUGGAUUCACUAUGCAGCCAUUUAAAGGAGUUUAACUAUGAAGCUGAAGCUGGAUCGACAUUCGCAGCAUGGUACAGCCGAUAUGAGGAUUUGUUCGAGAAAGAUGCAGCCCGCUUGAGCGACGAAGCGAAAGUGCGCCUUCUUAUGCGCAAACUGGGAACCCUCGAACACGAUCGGUAUGUCAAUUUUAUUUUACCAAAAUAUUCACGUGAUUUUUCUUUGUCAGAAACAGUCAUCAAACUCACGGACUUGUUCGGCACCAAGGAGUCCCUGUUACAUAGACGCUUCAAAUGUCUAAAUACGUGCAAAGGGAAAUCUGAGGACUAUUUAGCGUAUGCUUGUCGCAUUAACCGAGGGGUUAUUAACUUUGAGCUCGGGAAGCUUUCUGAGGAACAGCUCAAAUGCCUCGUAUUUGUCUGCGGAUUGAAGGAUGAUUGCGAAGUGGAAAUCAGGCAAAGAUUGCUAUCCCGAAUUGAGGAACGUCCUGAAACUACAUUAGAACAAGUUACGGCAGAAUGUCAGCGCGUCAUCAAUCUGAGACGCGACAGCGCUAUGAUCGAGCGUGACACGUCAGAACAAGUAUACGCAGUACAACAAAGACGGUUUCAGUACCAUCGUUCCUAUCCCUCUAGUAAACUGUCAUCCUCAAGAGACCCCCGCCAUCCGUGUUGGCUGUGCGGAGCAUUACAUUGGUCUCGUAACUGCACAUAUCGUACUUAUAAAUGCACUGCGUGUGGUAAAAUAGGGCACAAGGAAGGGUUUUGUAACACGAAGGCCAGUUUAACACGCAACAAUUUUAAUAACCCUUUCGAUCAACAUCAAACGAGUACUAGAACUGUUACUGUCAACGUGCACAGCGUCCAGCAGAGGAGGAAAUAUGUGCCACUCAACAUCAAUGGCAAAAGUCUAAGACUACAGCUAGACACCGCUUCCGACAUCACAGUCAUCGGUAAAAACGUAUGGAAGCACAUUGGAGCACCACCACUAUCACCAUCAUCAGUUGACGCUAAGACAGCAUCAGGAGGAGAGCUACCAAUAAUCGGAGAGUUUAAUGCAAACAUCAUCAUCGGAGAGAAGCAGCGUCGAGAAACGAUAUAUGUGUCUCAAGCGGAUUUGAGACUACUGGGCACGGAUUUAGUCGAGGCAUUUUCUUUGUGGUCAGUGCCUAUUGACCAGAUAUGCAACGUCAUUCAUACAUCGAGUGUUAAGGAUUUGGAACAACGAUUUCCCCGCCUUUUUGGAGCUGGUAUGGGUCUAUGUACAAAAGGAAACGUUAAUCUGCAACUGAAGGAGCAUUGCCGUCCAGUUUUCUGCCCUAAGCGUCCAGUUGCGUACGCAAUGCUCGACGCAGUUGAUAAAGAGCUCGACAGGUUGCAGCAAUUGGGAGUAAUCACACCGGUAGACUAUUCUGAUUGGGCUGCGCCGAUUGUUGUGGUACGGAAAGCAAACGGCCAAAUAAGGAUCUGUGGAGAUUACUCGACCGGGCUUAAUGGAGCAUUGCAUCCCCAGGAGUAUCCGCUUCCGUUACCAGCAGAUAUAUUCGCCAAACUAGGUAAUUGUACUCAUUUUACGCAAAUUGAUUUAACGGAUGCUUUCCUUCAGGUCGAAAUCGCAGAGCAGAGCCGGAGUCUCUUGACGAUCAACACACACAAAGGGUUGUAUUCCUACAACAGACUGCCACCGGGUAUCAAGAUAGCCCCCGCUGCAUUCCAACAACUGAUGGACAAGAUGCUUGUUGGUCUACGUGGCGUCUCCAGCUAUAUGGACGACAUCAUUGUCGGAGUUAGGAAUCAAGAAGAGCACGAUGAAACUCUGCUUCAAACCCUAGGUCGUAUUCAGGAGUACGGUUUUACAAUCCGUGUCGAUAAAUGCUCGUUCAAUAAGUCACAAAUAAGAUAUCUAGGGCACAUAAUAGAUAGAAACGGCAUCAGUCCCGAUCCAUCCAAAGUAGAAGCGAUCAUUAAUCUGCCAGCACCGUCAGACGUCAGCGAAAUGCAUUGUUGA
Messenger RNA from Anopheles coluzzii, 2205 nucleotides. RefSeq lists its product as uncharacterized. The record is from RefSeq and is a predicted model, not a curated record. The coding region runs from base 1 to 2205 and encodes 734 amino acids. Gene Ontology annotation, molecular function: aspartic-type endopeptidase activity. NCBI's taxonomy places the organism in Eukaryota, Metazoa, Arthropoda, Insecta, Diptera, Culicidae. Gene Ontology annotation, biological process: proteolysis. The transcript has 2 exons.